Chironomus riparius is the source of this 5413-nucleotide messenger RNA. The record is from the annotation of a GenBank genome assembly. Lineage: Eukaryota; Metazoa; Arthropoda; Insecta; Diptera; Chironomidae.
GAAAAAAAAUUGAUAAACACAAACAAAUAAGUUUCUUCGGCUGUUGCCGUUCAGCAAUGUUGCGUAAAAAAGCUAUUUACAAAAACUCUUUUGAUCUGGCAGCAAUUAGAAAAAUUCUUGAAACUGAGGCAGGUGCAACAUGCUGUCCAAGCUGCGAUAUGCCAUUCGAUAAAGGCAAGAAGAGAAAGUUAAUUGACACAUGCGGGCAUGCGAAAUGCUAUACGUGUAUGUUUAAGAAUGAAUCAUGUACAAUUUGUGCAAAUACGCAACGACAUCACCAGGAAAUGCACGACGAUAUCAGCGAAUUUCAACGAGGAAAUCACAGCAAAACAUUCAGCGAUUACGAUACUGGAAUAGGCAGUUCCACAACUCUUGGCUCACCUCAACUUGCUUGUCGUUCGCUUGUAAAAACCAAUGGAUGUUUCACAAACUACAUGCAGCAGCCAUCAGCCAACCACGCUGUAUAUAGUAAGCCACCAAAAUGUCCUCAACAACAGCACUCAUUAUCACACCUGAGGGGAUUAGUUGAUGUCAGUCCGAAUAUUGUCACAACAAAGGCUGAGAUUUGUGCAACACCGCCACAAAAUCGACGACGAUUCUUCAUACCGAAGCAUUUAAAAAGUCCAUUUGCACUUUAUAAGAACAGAAAUGGCAAUAGUGGUGGAUCAUCGGACCAAAAUUAUACAUUUUCAGCAUUUUUCCAUAAAAACUUUGCUGGAUUCACAUCGAUGAACUCAUCAACAACAACAAACAAUUCUGAAUCGAAUAUCUACUCAAACACGUCGCCAUCACAAUCGAUAGUUAAAGUUAAGCAAAGUAAAGAUAAAGAGAACAAAUUGCAGCGAUUUGGUGGUGCUUUUGUGAGCGGCGGCACACUCGUGUUUGGGAAGAUUAAGUCUUUAUGGUCGGUUAAUGGAACGGGACUGAAUAUGUUGGCAGAUUCUGAUCGACGACAGAAAAGCAAGAUCAAAGAACAUUUAGAUGAUGAGAAGCAUGCAUCAUCAAACAAGUCUCGUACAGUCAAGGAUGAUGAGCUACAAGUUCGUCUUGGAUUAUUUUUGGAGAAUAAUAAUCAUAGUCAGGCACGUACUAAACAUAAACAAUCGUUGAAUUCAUUGGGAUCGAGUAACACGAGUCCAUUGUCAACAUUGACGAAUUCAUCGGAAGCUGACAUGUCGAAAGGGUCAUACCGAGACAAGUCACAGACUUCUCGACGCGGUUGUGAAUCAAUUGGAUCUCUUUUGUCUGUUUCUAUUUCUGAGAACAGCAAUGCAUCUUCAAACUCGAUGGGACGACGUCAUUCCAUUACUGGAAACCAAAACAACCUUGAAGGACUUGACGAAUUAGCCCAAUUUAAAGCCCGCAAAGUACCUGCAAGGCGAUCAGCACGAUCAGUGCAACUAAGUGCACCACUAGAUCCAAAAGUUAGAUUUGCUCAAUACCGAACAUCCGCCCAAUUACCAUUAAAGCCUUUAUUUUUCGAGGUGCCACAUCAAGAAGCAGAUCCUAUUUUCGUAGGACGCCACUGGCUAGUUCGUGAAAUAUCCAAUGCAAUAUCAACAAGCGAGUGCAAGGGAGUCAUAAUAAAUGGUGGCUUAGGCACCGGCAAAACAUUCUUUAUCCUUCAAAUGGUCGAAUAUUCAUGCUUUGGUCGUAAAAAGGACUCAUUAAUGCAAGAACAUGACGGGAUUUAUUGUCAAGUUAAUUUACCAAAUGAGCGACUAAAGCAGUUGGCAAGUCACGUUGUGGCUUAUCAUUUUUGUCAGAGCGAUAAUAGUCCAACAUGCACAGUUCCCGAUUUCGUGCACAGCUUGGCAGCACAAUUAUGUCAAGCACCACAACUCGCAGCUUAUAAUGAAUUCCUACUUAAUGAACCGCAUUUACAAAAUGUUUUGAGCAUAAAGGAAUGCAUUGCCGAUCCCCAACGUGCACUUAAAAUGGGAAUUCUCGAACCACUCGACAUGUUGAAGCGACAAGGCAAGAUUUUGAGUCGACAAUGCUUGAUACUAAUUGAUGCAUUGUGCGAAUCAGAGUAUCAUCGUCCCGACUAUGGCGAUACAAUAACAUCAUUUUUGGGAACAAUGUGUCACAAUUUUCCGUCGUGGUUGAAAGUUGUUGCGACCGUACGAACACAAAUGAUGGAUUAUACAAGCAGCUUGCCAUUCACCAAAAUUACAUUGGAUAAUUAUCAAAAUGAUACAAUGCAAAAAGAUAUAUUAGACUAUAUUGUAUUGAGACUCAAUCAUAGUCCAUCAAUACAAAAUAAUAUCAGCCACAUCAAUCCAUCUGGAACGUUGUCAAACUCGCGAGAGGGAACGUCAAUGAAAUUUGCACAGCAUUUAUUAACACUGAGUAAAGGCUCAUUUUUAUUUGCCAAAUUAACGCUCGAUUUAAUCGAAAGAGGACAUUUAGUUGUGAAAUCAAACAGCUUUAAGGUUCUUCCGGUGACAUUGUCACAAAUCUUUUUAUUGAACUUUAAUCUUCGAUAUCCGACGCAGAGUGCAUUCGAGAAGAUUUCACCAAUAUUAGCCGUAUGUUUAGCAGCAUUAAAUCCACUUACACUCAUCGAGAUAUUUCAUUCAGUUAAUGCUUUAGUCACAGAAGCACAACUCGAGUGGAAUGACUUUCUUAAUCGAUUUAAAAUGCUCGCUGGCUUUCUUGUUAAGCGAAUUGACAAUACGUACAUGUUCUUUCAUCCAUCAUUCAGGGAAUGGCUUAUUAUGCGACGCGACGAUGGUGAAAGUGCAAAAUUUUUGUGUGACCCGAGAACUGGUCAUGCUGCAAUUGCAUUUAGAAUGUCACGUCUACAAGCACCGUUAGAUCCCGAACAAACUUUGGAAUUGUGUCAUCAUAUAUUAAAGGCACACAUUUAUCGUACACCGCCUGUGACACAAGCACCACGUGACUUACAAGCUUUUUGGGUUGCGUCGUCUGCUAAAAAUAUUUCGUCAACUUUGUGUACAUUAAGGAAUAUUUAUAAUCCUAAUAUUAAGGUCUCACGAUUACUAUUACUUGCUGGUGCUGAUCCCGAUUAUCAGACACAACUUUUUGGUAAUGCACCGCUUUUGUGCAUCGCAGCUAAUGAAGGAAUAUUAAGUAUGGUCAAUUUAUUGAUUGAAUUCGGUGCCGAUGUCGAGAAAGCAAACAAUCAAGGCAGCACACCUUUAAUAAUCGCAUCUAUCAAAGGACAUUUCGAAAUUAUCCAACAAUUAGUGACGACAGGAAGCUACUUAGGUCAAACAGACACUCAACAACGUUGUGCCUUAGUUCAUGCCGCUCUUAAUGGACAUAGUCAUAUUGUAAAAUAUUUAUUAUCAUGCGACUGGAUACAGCAUGAGAGUCGUAAUGAUAUGAGCCUUAUGGAUGCUGCAAAGCAAGCACUUGUGUCUGCCUCGAGUAGAGGACACACAUCUAUUGUAGAAGACUUAUUACUUUCACUACCUGAGCUUGAUAUUGAUGCUAUUGAUUUCAUUACCGGUGAGAAUUCAUUGACAAUUGGAUCAUCAAAUGGACAUACCGAGACUGUCUCACUUCUUUUAUCACGAGGUGCAAAUCAUUAUAAUAAAAAUCGAAAGGGUAUGAAUGCCUUACUGCUGGCAGUUAAGGAAGGACAUUGGAAUAUUGUCGAGAGAUUACUUCAAAGUCGUGCUGAUAUUGAAGUUACGGAUCAAAAUUCAAGAAACGCUCUAAUGAUUGCAGCUGAAGAAGGUCAUGUUGGGAUUAUGGAAUUAUUGUUGAAUAAAGGAGCUGAUCAUGGGAAAGUUGAUAAAGAUGGACUUAGUGCUCUUAGUUGGGCAUGUUUAAGAGGAAAGUUGCUAGCUGCAAAGAGCCUACUCGAACAUAAUGCAGACAUUUGUCAUCAAGACAAUCAUCAAAGAACACCUUUAGACUUGGCAGCAUAUCAAGGAACUGGUGAUCUCGUCCAAAUGCUUCUCGAAAAUGGAGCACAGAUUGAGCACGUUGAUGAGAAAGGCAUGCGACCAAUUGAUAGAGCUAUCGCAUGUCGGAACAUCAAAGUAGUUCAAGUAUUUUUAAAGCAUGGCGCUAAAUUGGGCAGUUCAACGUGGUUUCUGGCACAGAGCAAGCCUGAAAUAAUGAUCGUUUUACUCAAUAAGCUACUCGAAGACGGCAAUGUACUUUAUCGUAAAAAUCGUCUACAAGAUGCCAGUCAUCGUUAUGAGUAUGCAUUAAAGAAAAUUCCUCAAGGAUCUGAAAAGUUAUUAUCCGAAAGUACGGAUGACGUUGAUGAGCAAUAUGGACAUAAUAAUACCUUCCAACAGUUGAGAUUUAAUUUCUUAAUUAAUUUGUCACGAUGUAAGCGGAAAAUGAAUGAAAUUUCCGAAUCAAUUGAUUUAGCCACAACAGCAAUUUCAAUAAAGACAAAUAAUUACGAUGGAUAUUAUGCACGUGCAAAGGCUCUAAUGGAAGCUAACAACUUGGAAGAAGCCUUACGCGAUACACAGCGGGCAAUUGACAAAGUGAAAAUGCAACAAAAGUAUCAAAAAGUAUCGACAGAUGUCAUUGAGACACUAAGUCGAUUAUAUGAGGAAUUAAGCAAAGUUGUUGAGAAUACAAGCUACCAAACUAUUCCAGAUAGAAUUUAUCAUAGACAAUCUCAUCUUGCUGAAACUACCGAUUUGUGAUUUACUUCCAUUCUUAUUGAAGAAGCUCUUCUUCUAAUUCGCUUGAACGAUUUUUUUUUUGACUGUUUUGGAACCUUUUUUUUGAUGUUGUGCAAUAAAAAAAUUAGUUUGAAGAUGCUCUUGUGAGGGAGGGAGGGUGGUUGAACUAGGCUAGGCUUAACAUUGUUCUUCUAGCUUUUGUGCAAAAAACAAAUGUGAUAGUGAAACCAUAAGAUUGAUAAAUUGCUUUUGAUGAGAAUCGAACCCUAUCAUUGAAAGAUUGACCAGCUAACUGUAUGAUCGGUCUAAUCAGUUUUAAUUAAAUACAUAGUAAAAUGAGUAUUUAACUUACUUACUUACUAUAAAAUCAUAUUUGCUGGAAAUUUUGCUUUAAUCCAGUGUUUCUUAAACUUUCAGCAAUUCAAGAUCAAAAACAAGACACUUUGAAUCAUUUACAAGUGGAACACUAAGGUGUCGUUCACUUAUGACGUCUAGGGGGGGGGGGGGGUCAGCAAGAAAGGAACAAUAGAAAUUCCAGGAAAUUCAUUGUUAUUUUUUGAAAAAUGAACGUUAAUUUCGGACGUCAUAAGUGAACGAACCCUAAUGUGUUGCUGACUCAAUGGAUAAGACUGCAUUUAGGAGCCGCAUAGAAUUAAGAGUUUGGACUUAACCUAAGGGAACUUUUUACGUAUUAGAAGGGGAGGGGAGGGGGGGGGGAAUAAAGUUUUAAAAUAAUAUUAUUGUUUUUGAAGGAAGUUUGUUUUUGUGUCACGUAAUAUGUGAACAGUCCC